GUGUCAGCAACCUCAAGGCCGGACUGGAAGAAGGGCAGUCCGGCAAAGAUCGUGGGAACGGGCCUCCCAGCCAUUGCCGGUGGUGGCCGGCCGAAGACCACGAAUGAGAAAAAGUACUCGCGCAACAUGAAGCCCAGCGUCGCUUCCGCACAGCAAGUAAAAAGUGAAGGGGGCAAGUCGGAGCGCCCAGACGCUCCGCACAGCGCGUGCACGGCGAAUGUCGCGAAGAAUUGGGCCCGCCGUGCCACCGCGAUGGGGGGCUCCUACUCUGAGACGCCAGAGGGUUUGCACAAUCAUGGGGGCAGGGUGACCUCACAAACUCAACCCUCUUGCACAACAUGAUUGAAUUCCAGCGCCAGCUGCCAUCCGCCGCCAACAAUUCGGUAGUAAUCCGUGCACACCAUGCAGGCCCUGCGCGGCGGGGGCCGCAGGAAAGGCAAGCUCAGGCCGUGCGGAGGCGCUCACUCCAGGGGGCGGCGGCAGCACC
Prorocentrum cordatum is the source of this 487-nucleotide messenger RNA. NCBI's taxonomy places the organism in Eukaryota, Dinophyceae, Prorocentrales, Prorocentraceae. The record is from the annotation of a GenBank genome assembly.